Castor canadensis (American beaver) is the source of this 3713-nucleotide messenger RNA. RefSeq names its product galectin like (gene Lgalsl). The record is from RefSeq and is a predicted model, not a curated record. NCBI's taxonomy places the organism in Eukaryota, Metazoa, Chordata, Mammalia, Rodentia, Castoridae. Gene Ontology annotation, molecular function: carbohydrate binding.
GUGCGCGCGCGCCCGCCUCGGACCCGCGCCCCCGCUCAGCGCGAAACCGCCCCGGGUUCCGCGCCCGCGCUCCGCGUCCAGCGUCCCCCGCCGCCUGGCCGGCUGCCGUGCACCUCGGUGCACCGUGCAAGAACAUGGCGGGAUCGGUGGCCGACAGUGAUGCCGUAGUGAAACUAGAUGAUGGGCACUUAAACAACUCCUUGGGCUCUCCAGUGGAAGCCAACGUGUACUUCCCACGACUGAUAGUUCCAUUUUGUGGGCACAUUAAAGGUGGCAUGAGACCAGGCAAGAAGGUGUUAGUAAUGGGCAUCGUAGACCUCAACCCAGAGAGCUUUGCCAUCAGUUUGACUUGCGGUGACUCGGAGGAUCCUCCUGCUGAUGUGGCAAUUGAACUCAAAGCUGUGUUCACAGACCGGCAGCUACUCAGAAAUUCAUGUAUAUCGGGGGAAAGAGGUGAAGAGCAGUCAGCAAUCCCUUACUUUCCAUUCAUCCCAGACCAGCCAUUCAGGGUGGAAAUUCUUUGUGAGCACCCACGUUUCCGAGUGUUUGUGGAUGGACACCAACUUUUUGACUUUUACCAUCGUAUUCAAACGUUAUCUGCAAUUGACACCAUAAAGAUAAAUGGGGACCUCCAGAUCACCAAACUUGGCUGAUGUUGUUUAAAGCACUUCUAUUUCAUGUAGGAUCAGGUGCCACAACUAUAUGACUGUCAGUCUGGAAGAAGGUCCUAGCAAGAGCUGGAGACUUAAAAAGAAAACAAAAACAAAAGGCAAGCUUCACUGUCUCUUCUUUCUGUGCAGUUUAAGUCCAAAAUGACAACUUUGACUAUGGUUUGCCCAUAGGAAGAAAACUGUCAGACAAAGACACCGAGCCAUUAUUCCCAAAACAAAGUAAUACAUUUAUGCUGGAUUUUAUUCAAACUAAACUAAAAUGGAUUUGUGAUGAUUUGUGAUUUGGUAGCAAAUUAUUCAUCAUUUUGAAGCAAGGUGAUGUUUAGAAACAAAAGUACUUAAAGACAUUAAAAGCAACAACGGUACAUGAAAAUCAACGCAUUUCUGCACUGAAGUGAAAUUGUGUAGCACAACCAACAUUUUAGUCAGGGUAUUUACAUAGAAUGUAGGUUGUUCAAGGUUUGGUUUUUUGUUUUUUUGUUUUGUUUCGGGGUUUUUGCACAGCAUAGUGUUAACUCGGAUUUUUGAAGCUUUCUCGUAGUUAUUUAUUUAUAUUCAAUGUAUGUAUUAGAGAAUGAGCAAUGUCUCAAGAACAGCAAGGUGAACUUUUGAAUGUAUAAAUACCUUAGGUCCAAGGGGGAAAAAUUACAUAUUAUACUCAUAAACAGGUGAAUUUACUCCUUAAAAAUUGAGUCAUAUUCUCCAUACUGUUGGACUUAGACUCUCUUCACAUAAGUUGCUCUAAGUGCUUUUGGGAAAAAUUUGCAACAUUUCGAUUAAGACUGCUUUCAAGUUAUUGUCAAUGAUGUGAAAUUCUGUUUGCAUUGCUCUUUCUCCUUACUGUGAAUUAGCACAGUAUUGGCUUCCUUAAAACUAACUCCUUCUCCCUAGAUUUACAUAAUAGCUCAUUAAGUUGUUAUUAAAUUAAUUGAAAACAUAUAAGAGGUGAUUGCAUAGAAAAUUUUUUAAAUGGCUAUUACAUAAACUUUUAAAAGUAUCAUAUGAAAGCUGCAGUGUAAAAAGCAGAAGCAAACGGCCCCAAAUGACUUACUUGGAAAUAAUUUAUAUCAACUUAAGCUGUUAGCUCAUUGUAUAACUUUUCUUAUGUGACCCUCACCAAUAUCCCUAAGCAAUGCCUUUGGAACUUCAGAGUAGAUACAUUCUACUGUAUUGGCUUGGAGGAGAUAGUAGAAUAAGAGAGGAUCCAGAUUAGGAAAGGAUCCGGUUAGUUUAUCAGAAAGGUCCACUCCCAGGACUCCAUGUCUUUUGAGUACAAUCUAUACUGAAUGGAGUUGUAAAAUUUCCCUGCACUCAGGGAACUGAUCAAAAUGUAGCUUGUUUCUGGCAGGUGGCUACAGACUAUAAAUGUCACCUAAAAGGCCAGGGAUGGUUGGAGCCCUGGGCAUUGGACUUCGCAAGCUGCAUUGGCCCUGGAGAGAAGGACCCUUGGCAUUGCUUUUGCCUGUUAGUGGGGGAAGAAAGGGGUGCUGGGGUGGGGGUGUAUUUAUGUAUAAUUUAGGUUUUGUUUGUUCAGCAUAGUAUGUCUUUUUACAACAUGUCCUUGUCCUCUUUGCUUUUGAUUUUUUUUUUUUUUUACACAACAUGCAGAGGCACUGAAGUGGCCAUGUCAUAUUCAUGUGUCAAGAAUGUAGACAGUGUUUCAGUACCAAAGUCUAAGAUAAAUAAAGCAAACUAAAAUUGUGUUUUUUAUAGGUGAUAUAUUUGGAUUCAUAUCAACUUUGAAACUGUUUAGCACAGUUCCAUGGUGUUAUGUACAAAGAUACUCUUAACAAGACCAGCUAUACAUGAAAAAGCUUUACAUACCAGCUGACUUAUUCAGCCAUACUCAGCCAUGAGGGCUGCUCUUUGGCCCCAGGUAUUUUCAAGCCUGUGAUUAACUUCCCGUGGCUUAUAAAGCCAUUUAUUAGGAGUGUUUGUAGAAAGACUUAGAGAGCACCCUGAAAUAUAUUUGUAGGGGUUUUGGUUCAACUCAUAGUGGAAGACCCCUUGGGAGGACUCUUGAGUAGCCAACCAUUCCCUACCCACUGCAUAAUUGAGCAGAAACUAGAGCAGCAGGGAGGAAAAGUGACUGGAAGUAAAACUAUUCUCUUUACCUAUCUGCUAACUCACUAGCAGCCAAGCCCUUAGGCAGCUUAGUGUGAAAAUACAGUGUUAACCCUUCAUGUCCCUACAGGUCAGAGGGAAGCCCUUGGAUAAGUCUAGUGGGGUUAAUCUAAAUGAUGUGAUGAUUUGAUUUAGGUAGAGCUAAAUGAGUAGGGGGCCAGUCCCACUGUCCUAAUGGUUAGCUGGAAACUGGAACAUGUUUACCCCUUUCCUCACCCUGUGAGGUCCAAGGUGGGAAUUUUAGGAUAGAAAGUGCAAUUUAAAGGUUCACAGCAAAGUAUUUGCAUAUGUAAGGAGUUAUUUCUAACCAGAGCCCUAGUUUUACAAUAACCAAAACCAAGGGAUAGCAAUCAGGCUCUGGGGAAAUAAAAGGCAGGCUUUCGACAAUCUUUCUGCAGCAAAAUUGGAAUGAAUGUGUUUAUCUACUUCACAGUUAAUAAAAGUGGCUUCUACUUUCUGGGCUAUUCCAGAAUUGUCUUAAAAUUAUUAUUUUUUUAAAUUUUGAAAUCCCAUUUCAAAAUUCGCCAGCCUCACUUUCAAAACCACUAAGAGCUCACUCUUAGAAUUGAUGAUUUGUUAAAUGACAAAUCCUUCCACUUGUAGUUAAAAGAAAAUCAUCCAAAAAGAGGGAGAAAACCUAUUGCCUUGAGAGAAACACCCUUGGCAUUUUCCGGCAUUGAUGUAGAAAUAAUGUUCUAUGAUGACAUAUUUUCAAAGAAACACUUUCUUAUUUACUGUAUGGUGUAAAAACAUUGCUACAUGUGUUGUUACAUUAUGUCACUGCUGAAAGUUAUUUGCACUAUAAUAAAGGAAUUUUCUACAAGAUGGCAUCCAGUUUAUUACAUGCUGUAUUUGACCUCGGUAUAAUGUACUUAGCAAAGACCAUACAGGGUAGCAUUGAUCCCUCACUCACGUUAC